CUAGGGUUUAUUCACUAUUGUGCGUUCAUCUACGUAAGGCCGUCACUCUUUCUUCCUCGCAAAAACCACCGAUUUGCAGCGACGAUCGAGCUUCAACAAUGGCGCAACCUAAACCUCUAUCAACCAAAGAAGCCGAUGUACAGAUGAUGUUGUCCGCUGAAGUCCAUCUCGGCACCAAAAACUGUGAUUUUCAGAUGGAACGUUACGUCUUUAAGCGCCGAAACGACGGUAUUUACAUUAUCAAUCUUGGAAAGACAUGGGAGAAGCUUCAAAUGGCUGCUAGGGUAAUCGUUGCUAUCGAGAACCCACAGGACAUCAUUGUUCAAUCUGCUAGGCCAUACGGUCAGAGAGCUGUGCUCAAGUUCGCGCAAUAUACCGGUGCUCACGCCAUUGCUGGUCGCCACACACCUGGUACAUUCACUAACCAGCUCCAGACCUCUUUCAGUGAGCCACGACUCCUCAUAUUGACUGACCCACGAACCGAUCACCAGCCCAUUAAGGAAGCUGCCUUAGGAAACAUACCGACAAUCGCUUUCUGUGACACCGACUCACCUAUGAGAUACGUUGAUAUCGGUAUCCCCGCUAACAACAAAGGGAAACACAGCAUUGGUUGUUUGUUUUGGCUUCUAGCCCGAAUGGUUCUUCAGAUGCGGGGUGUGAUCAAUCAAGGACAUAAGUGGGAUGUCAUGGUUGAUUUGUUUUUCUACAGAGAACCAGAGGAGGUUAAGGAGGAAGAGGAUGAAACCGCUGUCGUGGAUUACAAAGAUUAUGGAGCUGGUGCUAUUGGAAUGGAUGAUCAAUGGUCGUCGCAGAUUCCUGAUGCCCAAUGGGGCGGUGAUGUGGCUCAACCGCCAAUUGCUGGUGCCCCUGUAGCUGCAGCUGAUUGGGGUGCUGCUGAUGCUCCGAUUGCUGGUGGUGCUGAUGGAUGGGAAGCUGUGGCGGCACCUGUACCAACAGCUGAAGGUGGUGCUGCAACUGGCUGGGAUUAAACUUAACCUUUCUCAAGUUUGAUGUUUGUUUUUUAAAUUUUUAUCUAAGAUCAUAUAGGAUGUCUAAGGGACAAAUUUAAGUUUGUGACAGGAUGCAGAAUUUUGUUUUCUUAAUACCAGGAAUUUAUUAUGUUGUUUUAUUGAGGUGGAUGUGGAUAUUGCUUUGAA
Molecule: messenger RNA, 1157 nt
Organism: Helianthus annuus (common sunflower)
Lineage: Eukaryota; Viridiplantae; Streptophyta; Magnoliopsida; Asterales; Asteraceae
Product: 40S ribosomal protein SA
Exons: 5
Coding region: 99-989 (296 amino acids)
Biological process (GO): ribosomal small subunit assembly; cytoplasmic translation
Cellular component (GO): 90S preribosome; ribosome; cytosolic small ribosomal subunit
Molecular function (GO): structural constituent of ribosome
Source: RefSeq, a predicted model, not a curated record